AUGGAUGGUCAUCAUCUACAUCAUCAUCAACAUCAACAACAUCAUCAACAACAACAACAUCAACAACAACAAAGACAACAACAACAACAACAUCAACAACAGCAUGUUCAAAACAUCAUAGGUACUAGCAAUCUUAACAUGGAUGUCACCGAUAGGUUCCCUCAAUGGAGCAUCCAAGAAACAAAGGAGUUUCUCAUGAUCCGUUCUGAGCUUGAUCAAACUUUCAUGGAGACAAAGAGAAACAAACAGCUUUGGGAAGUUAUCUCUAACAACAUGAAGGAAAAGGGUUAUCAUAGAAGUGCUGAACAGUGCAAGUGCAAAUGGAAAAACCUUGUUACUCGCUAUAAGGGAUGUGAAACAAUGGAGAUAGAAGCUACAAAGCAACAAUUUCCAUUUUACAAUGAGCUUCAAGCAAUAUUCAGUGCAAGGAUGCAAAGAAUGCUAUGGGCGGAAGCUGAAGGAGGAUCAAAGAAGAAAGGCAUGCAUGCAUCUUCGGAGGAAGAAGAAGAGUUAGGAAAUGAAGAAAGUGAAGGAGAUCAGAAAGGUAACAUUGGCAAAAAGAAGAAGAAAAAGGGAAAAAUGGUGGUAGGUGGUGGAAGAAACGAUGGUAGUAGUAGUAGUGGCAACAAUUUGAAGGAGAUUCUUGAGGAGUUCAUGAGGCAACAAAUGCAAAUGGAAGCUCAAUGGAUGGAAGCAUUUGAGGCAAGGGAGAAUGAGAGGAGGAUGAAGGAGAUGGAGUGGAGACAAACAAUGGAAGCAUUGGAGAAUGAGAGGAUGAUGAUGGAACAAAGAUGGAGAGAGAGAGAAGAACAAAGAAGGGUUAGAGAAGAAGCUAGGGCUGAAAAGAGAGAUGCAUUAUUCACUGCUCUUCUUGAUAAGCUCACAAGAGAAGAUAAGUAG
This is a messenger RNA of Vicia faba (fava bean), 900 nucleotides long. The record is from the annotation of a GenBank genome assembly. NCBI's taxonomy places the organism in Eukaryota, Viridiplantae, Streptophyta, Magnoliopsida, Fabales, Fabaceae.